AGCAGCCUUAUUGCAGAUCUUUUGUUCUCAUCAAGAUUACAAUGUAUAAAGAGUAUGGCUGUUAAUUAAUCGUGGUGAUGUCAACUGUCAAACCCGCACCGUCUCGGCCUGCGCAUCACGCCAACAAUAAUGGCACUCGAUUCAUCAACCCGUGGCCAUCUGCGGGCGCACCAACGUGGGCGGAACUGCUACAAGCGUCAUUUCCCUUCGGCUUUUACAAAGCUGACUUAGAUACUCACCACAAAGCACGAAGUGUGAAGGUGAUCAAGCCAGAUUGGGGCGCGGCAAGUCUGAAAGAUCGGAACUUGGAAAGAAGAACGUGUAUCAUCGGCACGUGGCUCGGGCAUGCUGGCGCCCUGGUUGAGAUACCGUCCCUGCACGAGGCCGACAGCGGAAGUCUAUGGCUGCUCUUCGACCCUAUCUUCUCAACGAGGGCUGGUCCGACACAGUACAACGGUGUGGUCAGGGCGAAGAGCAGCCCUUGCCAGGUCGAAAAUCUACCCGGCUGCGACGCCAUCUUCAUCUCGCACAAUCACUACGACCAUACCGAUUGGCCGACUAUACAGGCCGUAUCGAAGACGUUUCCGAAAACGAAGUAUUUCGUCCCGCUGGGCAUUAAGCAGUGGUUGUCUUCUUCGGGCAUUCCUGACAAACAGAUCUACGAACUGGACUGGUGGCAGAAUCGAGAAUACAGCCCACUGGACUUUGGUCUCCAAGUCACCAGUACUGUAGAAGAAGAAACCAUCUUGAGAUUCUCGUGCGUCCCAGCCCAGCACAAUUCUGGAAGAAUCGUCAUUGACCAGGGAAGUACGCUGUGGUGUGGCUGGGUAGUCGAGAGACUCCUACGCUCCAAGGAUGAAUCAGCGGAGUCAAAGGUCACUAGGCAAGGAGCUGUGUAUCACGCUGGAGACACAGGUUACAGGAGGAUAACAAGAUCUGAGACUGUCUGUCCAGCUUUCAAGGAGAUUGGCGAGAGAUUCGGCCCGUUUGACAUGUCAUUUGUGCCGAUAUGGCGAGGCGGUAGCCUGGGGUUCAUCUCUAACCUUGGCCUGCGACUCUCGCAUGACGAUAUACCCUCGGCGUUGCAUGGCUCUCCAACGGAUGCAGUCGCCAUUCACAAGGACGUGAGAUCGAGAAACACAAUCGGGAUACAUUUUGGGACAUUUGUCGGGUCAGAGAACGAAACCCACGAAGCAGUGAUUGAGUUUGGUCAAGCAUGUGAUGAACACGGCGUUGGGGACCUUGAUGACGAAAACGAGAGCGACAAAGGGCGUGCAGGAACGCUUGAUAUUGGUGGCAGUCUUGCUGUUGCAAUUGAAUAGCAUAUCCUGAGUAGCAUAAUUGCAAAUGGUGCUUUCAGCCUUCGGUCUCGACCGAGGUACGGCUGGUAAAGAGGGUGCAUUGUUACAAAGGAAGAGUGCUUGUUCAUACGGUGACGAUCUUCGUGCUCAAGACUGCGUGUUGGGCGCCAAUAUGGCUUCAGUAUUUGCACGACAAUCAAUCCCGACACAUUGACACGACUGGAGCUUCGCGAAUAAUCCUCUGAAAGUACUAGCCUCGAGACGUCCCACUUUUGGUACGCUCCUGUCAACAGUUGCUUCAAGCAUCAAUUAG
Exophiala xenobiotica is the source of this 1614-nucleotide messenger RNA. RefSeq lists its product as uncharacterized. NCBI's taxonomy places the organism in Eukaryota, Fungi, Ascomycota, Eurotiomycetes, Chaetothyriales, Herpotrichiellaceae. Gene Ontology annotation, biological process: N-acylethanolamine metabolic process; N-acylphosphatidylethanolamine metabolic process. Gene Ontology annotation, molecular function: zinc ion binding; N-acylphosphatidylethanolamine-specific phospholipase D activity. Gene Ontology annotation, cellular component: membrane-bounded organelle; cytoplasm. The coding region runs from base 78 to 1322 and encodes 414 amino acids. The record is from RefSeq and is a predicted model, not a curated record. The transcript has a single exon.